Messenger RNA from Strongylus vulgaris, 930 nucleotides. NCBI's taxonomy places the organism in Eukaryota, Metazoa, Nematoda, Chromadorea, Rhabditida, Strongylidae. The record is from the annotation of a GenBank genome assembly.
AUGACUGAAGUGAAAGGGCGGGUUUUGUCAGCUCCAAAACUUCAGUAUGGUGGCAGAAACAAAGCAACUGCAUUACCGAAUCAGGGUGUUUGGGAUAUGCGUGGGAAGCAGUUCCACACUGGUAUUGAUGUGAAGGUGUGGGCAAUCGCAUGUUUUGCGCAGCAGCAACAUGUGAAGGAGAAUGAUCUACGUAAUUUCACGGCUCAAUUGCAACGUAUAUCGAAUGACGCUGGUAUGCCGAUUGUUGGGCAGCCUUGUUUCUGCAAGUAUGCUAUGGGUGUGGAUCAAGUGGAACCGAUGUUCAAGUACCUCAAACAAACAUUCUCGGGUAUCCAAUUGGUUGUUGUAAUUUUGCCUGGAAAGACUCCCGUCUACGCGGAAGUGAAACGCGUUGGUGAUACAGUGCUUGGCAUAGCUACUCAAUGUGUACAAGCAAAAAAUGUAAUUAAAACCACGCCACAAACCUUGUCGAAUCUCUGUUUGAAGAUGAAUGUGAAACUAGGAGGUGUAAAUAGCAUUUUAUUGCCAGCAGUACGUCCAAGAAUCUUCAAUGAGCCAGUUAUCUUCUUCGGUUGUGAUAUAACCCACCCACCAGCGGGCGACUCUCGCAAACCAUCAAUCGCUGCUGUUGUGGCAAGUAUGGAUGCACAUCCGAGCAGGUUUAACCUUUUGUUAAUACGAUUCCCUUUAUCCUUGCUUUUCUUCCCUAUAUUGUUUUUAUGUAGAUAUGCUGCUACUGUACGUGUACAACAGCAUCGUCAGGAGAUUAUCUCUGAUCUCACAUAUAUGGUCCGAGAACUGCUAGUGCAGUUCUAUCGCAAUACACGUUUCAAACCUACGCGUAUUGUUGUAUAUCGAGAUGGAGUUUCUGAAGGACAAUUUUUUAACGUAGGUUGCAUAAUCACAUUUAAGUUUAUUCGACUAACUUAG